AUGUACUUCUUCUUAACCUAUUCGGAGACUGGCAACUCGGACCUGACAUUCGAACCGGGUUGGUUGCAUCGGUAUCCGGCAACUUCGGCACUGCACAAUGGACGAAACACACCGGUAGAGACCACCGGUACAACGGAACCCAGAACCCAGAUCCCGUCUGUCGGUCUGCCUCGCUCUGUGAUGCCAGAUAUUCGUCCGUUGAAUUCGAAUGCCGGACAACCGGCCUCCUUGCACAAUCCGGAACACGCAAAAGACAGUUCGGGGGAUGGAAGAUCGGCCUAUUUUUAA
Messenger RNA from Echinostoma caproni, 288 nucleotides. Lineage: Eukaryota; Metazoa; Platyhelminthes; Trematoda; Plagiorchiida; Echinostomatidae. The record is from the annotation of a GenBank genome assembly.